Messenger RNA from Dioscorea cayenensis subsp. rotundata (Guinea yam), 1247 nucleotides. RefSeq names its product 2-alkenal reductase (NADP(+)-dependent)-like. Lineage: Eukaryota; Viridiplantae; Streptophyta; Magnoliopsida; Dioscoreales; Dioscoreaceae. The coding region runs from base 82 to 1143 and encodes 353 amino acids. The transcript is spliced from 3 exons. Gene Ontology annotation, molecular function: 2-alkenal reductase [NAD(P)H] activity. The record is from RefSeq and is a predicted model, not a curated record.
UGUGAACACAUGUAUGCAAGAGCUUACAAGUUAGAAGUAAUAGUAAUAAUAUUCUAAGCUAAACUACAUCUCUUUUGAGUUAUGGCUUUUGGAGAUGAAAAAGGAGUGGUUAAGGGAAACAAGAAGGUGUUGUUGAAGAAGUAUGUGAAUGGGUUUGUGCAAGAGAGUGAUAUGGAGGUUGUCACUGAUGAAACUAUCCUUCUUGAACUUCCUCAUGAAGGAUCUAAGGAUACUGUUCUAGUUAAGAACCUCUAUCUUUCUUGUGAUCCUUUCAUGAGAGCUCUAAUGUCCAAGAUGAGCGAGUCUCACUACAUUGAAGCUUUUGUGCCUGGCAAUGUUAUCAAAGGUUUUGGAGUGAGUAGAGUAUUGGAAUCUGGUCAUCCUGAUUUCAAAGAAGGGGAGUAUGUAUGGGGGAUAACUGGAUGGGAAGAGUAUAGUCUCAUCACUGACACUGAGAAAAUUUUCAAGAUCCCAUUCACUGAUGUUCCUCUUUCUUAUUACACUGGCCUCCUUGGUAUGACAGGAUUCACAGCAUAUGUAGGAUUCAAUGAGAUAUGUUCUCCAAAGAAAGGAGAGUAUGUAUUCAUAUCAGCAGCAUCAGGAGCUGUUGGGCAGCUUGUGGGACAAUUGGCCAAACUCAUGGGAUGCUAUGUUGUUGGUACUGCUGGUUCUGAUGAGAAGGUUGAGCUUUUGAAAACCAAGUUUGGUUUUGAUGAUGCUUUUAACUACAAGAAGGAGAAGAGCUUGAGAGCCGCAUUAAGGAGAUGCUUUCCUAAAGGUAUAGAUAUAUAUUUCGAGAACGUCGGUGGUGCAAUGCUUGAUGCUGUUCUUUUGAACAUGAGGGACAAAGGCAGGAUAUCAGCAUGUGGAAUGAUUUCACAGUAUAAUUUGGAGAAGCUGGAAGGAGUGCAUUUCUUGGUGAGAGUGAUCACCAAACAACUCACAAUGAAAGGAUUCAAUGUUGCUGACUAUUUUGAUCUUUAUCCCAAGUUUCUGGAGCUGAUUAUACCUUACAUUAAGAAUGGAGAAAUCACAUACUUAGAAGACAAGGCUGAAGGCAUUGAGAAUGCUCCUUCUGCUCUUGUUGGACUUUUUACUGGAAAAAAUAUCGGGAAACAAUUGGUUGUUGUUGCUGAAGAGUGAACAUGAAUCUGAAUUUCUUGUUUUAUAUUGUUUCCUUUCCUCUGCUGAGAAUGCAAUUUGUUUCAAAUUCAUAAUAAUCAAAGUCACUCUGUUUUAUCCGUGAA